Molecule: messenger RNA, 2743 nt
Organism: Hydra vulgaris (swiftwater hydra)
Lineage: Eukaryota; Metazoa; Cnidaria; Hydrozoa; Anthoathecata; Hydridae
Source: RefSeq, a predicted model, not a curated record
AUAAAUGGAAUGCGUUCUUUAGAAACGAUUAAAAAAAGUAAUUUGCAGUUAACGUGUUUACAAAAAAAAACAGUUGUGCGCAAAUAUUGUAGAUUUUAAUUUUACAGUAAGAGAAUUAACACGCCUUUAUAAAAAAACGUUUUUUUUAAAAAAAAAAAAAUACUUAUAUUGUUAUUGAAGUCUUGAUUACUUGUAUGGCGACGUUUUCUUUAUUAUAAAUAUCAGCAUAUAUUGAUAAAAACUUGAGUAGUUUUUAUGUUGAAAGAAAACACCGAAACGCUUUGUCCAGCAUGUAACGAUGUAUUUAAAAGUCCCAAGCUAUUGCAAUGUAUGCACACUCUGUGCGAAAAUUGUAUUGUUUCUUUGGCUCUAGAAAAUAUCAUUUGCUGUCCGUUAUGCAGUCACCAGACACUAAAAAAAAAUGGUAUUUCGGAACUGGUUCCCAACAUUAUAAUAGCGACUGAGUCUACUCAAGUUAUGAAUCAAGAGUUAGCUGUAACUUCUAUUUGUACUCAAUGUGACAAUUUAGCAUUAUGUUUUUGUUGUGAAUGUUCUACAAAAAUGUGCGAAUCCUGCGCAAUUAUCCACAAUAAAAGCGAUGGCGUACUUAAGCACCAAAUAUGUAAUAUUGAGAGAGCUUCACUUACGCAAAUACUAGAAGAAAGGCAGGAAAUGUGUUCUGAGCAUAAUGAAUUAAUGGUAUUAUUCUGCAACGAGUGUGACCGCUUUAUAUGCCAAAAUUGCAAGCUAAGCCAAAAACACAGCGAACAUACUUUUAGUUUUGUUGACGAGAUGGUUUUUGAACGAAAGGAAAAAUUAAAACAUUUAGUUGAAGAAGCUAAAAAAAAGAAAAAAACUAUUGAAUCAAUUACAGUUGAUGCUGAAACAGCUUUAGAGCUUAUUAAGUUAACCAAUCAAAAAAAUAUUGCUUACGUAGAGGAGAAUUUUCAACUUAUCUAUGAAACAUUGAAUACCCAACGCUUGAACAUAAUUAAAAUAAUUAAUGAUAAAUACACUGAAAGUGUUAACUCGAUCAACCAAGCAAAAGAACAUAACAAAAUUUUAUCACACUGCAUAAACUUUACAAAUGAUGUUAUUGAAAGCAAUUAUAAAACCGAAGUGAUAGAUAUUUUUGAAAACCUUAAAAAGCAACUUCAAGAUAUAUCUUCUCUAACUCUAAAAUUAAAAAGAACUUCACCGAGUCAAUCAUCGUGUCAAUCAUCGUGUCAACCACCGGGUCAAUCAUCGCGUAUACAAGAUCUUAGAAAUGAUCUCGAAAAAGCAGAAAACAAAGAACAAAAAGAAAUCAAAAAGAAAUCUGAAAAAGAAAAAGAAAAUAGAAGCAGUUACCAUGGUAUUCAAAUAGAACCCUCCGAAAAAACCCGCCAUCGUCUUUUGUCAGCACCCGCUAUAAGCUUUUCAAAAAAAAAGGACAAAGAACAAAAAAAUAUCGGAGAAAAUUCAGCGCGUAUAUCAAAAAAAAAAAAUCGGAUAUCUUUGUUAAAGUCGUUUGGUUCUAGUAAAAACAAGAACGAUUCAGAGAUCUCAGAUGCUAAGAAAAUGAUAGAAGAAAAGAAUUCCAUCAAUUUUGAAAAAACACCUCCACCACGCCCACCUCCGGCAAAGAGUUCUCUAUUUUUUAAACAUUCUAGUGAAACUCCUCCGCCUAGACCAACAAAUCCACCACACAAAGCUGUAUCUUGUUCCAAACCACCUGCCAAACCCCCUGCACCGAAAUGUUUGACAUUAACGGAAAUAAAUAACGAAAAAUACAAAAAUAGUCAACAUAAAGUUUUAACUUUGUCGCCGUCGCCGUCUCACUCCGAAAAUAGUCAAAUUGAAAACAUAGUUUUAGUGGAGACACCAAUAAUUAAGUCAAAUGACGACAGUCAAAACAAAAAUUUGGGUUCUCCUGUCAAACACGAGCAAUUCAAUUUUGAUCAAAAGUCAAUUGAAAUGGUUGAAGGUCAUGCUCCGGACAAUAAUAAAAUUGUAAUAAAAGACACUAAAUCGAAUGACUGCUGUCACUUAGAUGAAAAUAUAGAAAGUUUGUAUGCAAAAGUUAACAAAAGAAGGCAAUCCAACGAAGAGCAAAAAACACAUUUAAGUAUUGAGAACGAAAACAAAGAAAACGAUUUUAGUUCAAAUACUAUGGAUAAUCCGACUGAAAUUGUAAAUUAUUUUACAAACAACAGUGAAAUCGUGUUAAACCACGAGCAGGCGAAAUUAGAUGACUGCUUUUUAAGUGAAAGCAACGAAAACAGUUUAUAUGCAAAAAUUAAUGAAGUCAGCGAUUCCAUUGAAAAACAGAGUAUACAUUUGGAUGGAAAACGGAUUGAAACAGAAAAUAAUUAUUCAAAUGUCAAAGAGACUUGUAAAAACGCUCCGGUAGCUUUUGAUAAACCCGCACCCUCUAACAAAUUUCCCCCUGAAAAGCCACAACGUCCGCGCUACGUGGCAGGAAUUGAACUAAAGCAAGUUGAAUUGGUGCUUAAUGAUAAGGUAUUAAAUUCCGUAAUAAAAUAUUUGAACCAAGCAUGCGCUGUUAUUAUGCAAAACCAAGCAUCGGAAAACACUUUACAUAUUUUUAGCCUAAAAGAUGAUGUAAUAUGCAUGUAAAUCAAAAUAGCGUUCAGAUUUUUUCUUAGAUUUUUAUUGUGGUAAAAACAGUUUUUUAUUAGCCAAACAUGUCAACAUAUUUUAUCAUGAAUUAACUUUUAUUUUAAGAAUUUUAUUUGAUGUG